AUGGACAUAGCUGUAGACUAUCGUCCUGCCCAAACCAUAAUCCCAUCCCAGCCUUCAAUUCCAGCAUACAAGGUACCAUCGGCAGCUAGUCCGAAAAAGCUACCCAGCUUCCCCAGACACCACGACCGGAACCGUGGAGAACAAUCUUCGGGACAAGCCACUUGGCAUAAUACACCAGCACAGGAGCAAACUGUUGUUGCUGUCGAACCAUACUUGAACGGAACUAUCGACGAGGGCGGCGGGAUCAGCGGUACCGGAUAUCCCGGUACCGUACAACCUGGUACCGCGCCGUUACCCUCGACGAAAGUUCUGCAGCUAGGGGAGACGCGUGAACAUAGUCCUGCAGGGCGUACAAACUCAAUGAAGGGAGCUUUGAGAGCCAGGGGUUCGAGAUCGCAAAGCCGUGUGCGGAGAGCUUCGAUUGGCUCAAUCAAUGAAGACAUUACUGGUGCGGUUUUGCUCAUAACACCCCUUCGCUUCUCAUGGUUUACUUAUACUUUUUCAGAUAUUCCUCAAUCGUUCCUCGAGAAAUUGCCUCCAUCUCCAAACAGCAAGCAAACGACAAGCAUAGACAGCGCUCACACAUUCUCAGCAACACCAAAUUUCUACUGCCCAUCUGGGGCUUUUCAGGGUUGGAAACAAGUCAAGCUUGCAGGCAAGAGGCAGAGCAAGAGUUCUACGGAUUUGGAGAGGCUGACAAACCUACGGGAUGAGUGGGUUUGGAAUACUGUUAGCAAGAAAGACGAUCGCAAGAUGGAUAUCCAGGCUUUAGCAUUCAGGAAAGUCGGCCUCGAAGAUAUGCCCUAUGAGAUCUUAGAUAUGAUUCUUUCAUACCUCAUGCAGGACCUAUCACCGGAGUCUUAUGGGCCACGUAAGAGAGACCUUAUUGCUUGCUUAAUGACAAGUCGAACAUUGCAUGCGGCCACGUUGAGCGUCUUCUACAAACAUAUCACGAUACCACACUCAAUCACCUUUUCAAAGGUGCUAAAUCAUAUCACUGAAUACCCGGGGCUCGGCACACUCGUGAGGCGUUUGGACUUCUCCCACUACACCUCAGUUGGCUUUGGACGGACCAGGAGGGACAGUUGGGAAAUUCAGAAUUUGACGCCCAAAACAUUGUUACAAUGCUUCGAUCUAUGCACCAAUCUGAAAGAAUUUCAGGUUCACGAACAUAUCGAUGACGAGCUUGACGGAGAAGUUCUGAAGAAACUAUUCUCAAUGCCAUCCGUUCAUGCUAUGGAUUUCUGUGCGUGCUCAUCUCGGAGGUUUGUGAGCGGCUUUACAGCCACCCUCAACUCAAACGAUGUUCUUCCAGGGUCUCUCGGGAAUCUGAAGCGGCUUGGGCUCCACGCAUGCACGACUCUGCAAGCGCCAGUCUUUGAAGCACUCCUACCACGGUUACCGCAUUUGACUCAUCUCGAUGUGGGUAUGACUCUCAUUACUGACGAAGCGUUGUUGUCAAUUCCACGGAGCGCCCAUAUCACUCAUCUGGGUUUGGGCAAAUGCACCAGGAUCACCGGGCCCAAAUUGGUGGAAUUCUUGACGACGCAUGAGGCCGUCAAGAAUUCGCUAAUCUAUCUGAAUAUCAUGGCAGAUAUGUCGCGUUAUAUGCUGCUCUCACAUGAUGAUCUUGAGAAGCUUCUAAGACGACUACCGCCCACCAUGAGAUCACUCAAUAUUGGCGGGGCGCAAAUUUUCAACAAGCACGUGCCGCUGCUGCUCCCUCUAACUAAGCACCUCGAAGAACUAGGCCUGAGCCACGCUGAUUUGUCAGUCUCUCAUAUCAACUCGUUCUUUGUUCCAAGUCCUCCAAGCCAUGAUAACGAUUCCGAGAUCUCUGAGGAGGAGCUCAACUGGGAGCCUUGCACGUUGCGGUAUAUAGAUUUGACAGGCGUUCCAUCAGUCAGCCAGGCAACUCUGUUCGGUCCAAGCUGCGUGCUGGCAUCUGCACAUAGCUAUCCGCUAGAUGUCAUCGAGCUAAGCGAUCCUACCAUACAGCAGCUGAAGAUGCGAGCAAGCACGAUCAAACAAAUUGGCUGGACUGUGAAAGAGCUUGGACGACGUGGUUGGUUCGUGAGACUGCCAUCCAGCGAUAACACCGAUGACGGAAGACGAAGCUGGAAGAUGGGUGCUCGAUGGUGGGGAAUGAAAAAGGUGCCAGUUGCUGUGCAGGAGGUUGGUGGUAUGUACGGCCACUACAUGUUCAAGAGCUGA
This is a messenger RNA of Endocarpon pusillum Z07020, 2214 nucleotides long. RefSeq lists its product as uncharacterized. The transcript is spliced from 2 exons. The coding region runs from base 1 to 2214 and encodes 737 amino acids. The record is from RefSeq and is a predicted model, not a curated record. NCBI's taxonomy places the organism in Eukaryota, Fungi, Ascomycota, Eurotiomycetes, Verrucariales, Verrucariaceae.